Gloeophyllum trabeum ATCC 11539 is the source of this 636-nucleotide messenger RNA. RefSeq lists its product as uncharacterized. The transcript is spliced from 4 exons. NCBI's taxonomy places the organism in Eukaryota, Fungi, Basidiomycota, Agaricomycetes, Gloeophyllales, Gloeophyllaceae. The coding region runs from base 1 to 636 and encodes 211 amino acids. The record is from RefSeq and is a predicted model, not a curated record.
AUGCACAUCCCCCUCUGGUUUGCACUGUGGCUCUGCUGCUAUGUCGCCGCUAGUGCCCAAGCUCAACAGGACUUCAACGUAACCAGCAGAGAUCCGAGGAUCUCAUACGUCGGGCAAUGGGUGGACCAAGAUAACGGAGGGCAUAAAUUUACGGGGAGCGUCGGCUCUUCCUUUUCUUUCACAUUCCAAGGCAUGUCCAUACGAUACUUCGCUGGCCUUCAAUGUGCUAAGCGGAAUGGUUAUAGGAACUGCGCGUCUGCGGUUGUGUACGACGACCAGACCUCGUACUCCAAUCCCAUCAAGAGCGCCAUCGUAGAUGCGUCCAGCGGCACGACUCGGGACUCUAAUCCAGUCCUGACGACGCUCUUCUCCGCCACUGGCCUCUCUCCGUCCAGGCACAGUACCUUGAACGUCUCCUAUAUCGGACCUGGCAGCCUGGGCGGACCAUACGUCGAAAUCUACACGAUCGAGUAUGACGGCGUACAGAGUGCUGCUCCCACUGGAACAAGCAGCAGUCAGGGCAGUUCGGGGAGUCAAUCUUCGAAUUCGAGCAGCAGCGCUUCCCACAAGUCUGUCAAUAUCGGCGCCAUUGUGGGCGGUGUCGUAUCGCCGUCCCGUGCCCUUAACGCCCGGUGA